This is a messenger RNA of Trichechus manatus latirostris (Florida manatee), 5300 nucleotides long. RefSeq lists its product as uncharacterized. The transcript is spliced from 2 exons. The record is from RefSeq and is a predicted model, not a curated record. NCBI's taxonomy places the organism in Eukaryota, Metazoa, Chordata, Mammalia, Sirenia, Trichechidae. The coding region runs from base 232 to 1266 and encodes 344 amino acids.
GUGUUCGUGCUGCCCCUCUCCCCACCUAGAGCCAACGGCGCUCCACGCCCCGGCCCCUGUGCUCCCACACUCGGGCCUAGGACUGGGGACUUCGUGAGCCGUUCUCGGGUCUGUUUGCGUUGGAGCAGCGGGGACUGCGCAGGGCCCCGCGUGCCGGUAAUUAAAAUACUCAGAAACUUUCAUAAAACUUCUGCAGAGGAUUCCCUCUGCAAGCCUAAUCGCGUCUGACAGAUGGCGACUUGUUCAGAUGAUGAUGCAGUGCCUGUGCACCCUUUUUCCAGAGAGGCCAAGAGGAUCGUUGCUCUGCCUGCUGCUGAUAGACAUCGGCUUGGCCUGGCAAUGUUAUACUCUCCAGAAAUGAGGCGAAAACGAACUAUUAGGACCCUGUGCAUGACUGUCUUAGCUGCUGUUUUCCCGACCUUCAAAGGUCCUGUCGUCAAGGUCAAACCUGUCAUUGAUGGACAAACAGUUACUUGGCAAAUGCAGUUAUAUGGCACCCCUCUGUUGUCAAUCCCUGAAGUUCCCGAUGAUCCAGAACAUAGACUUGGGUUAUACCAUGCAACGCUGAACAUUCUCGUCGCAUUGUUCAAGGACUCACGGGACAAUAGCCAUAUGAGGACUGCAGAAAACAGGUUCAAGGCAUUCAAGGCAGCAGUCAAUACAGACAUGGAGCACACACCAUAUCCUGCUAUUAAUGUGUCUGCUUAUGUCAUCUACUUGUCUCUUCAGCCCUGGUGUCAUAGAGUCUUGCGUAGAAUUUUAAGUACCAAAUUCACAGGUCCAGCCGAACAGAUGAUGGUGCAAGUCCAUAUGGUGGCUCGAUGGUCACAGAUGACUACCCUCAAUGCUAUUAAAAGGUUCCUUAACGAGUGUGACUCGAGCUUGAUCCUAAUACCUGAAGUAAAAGAGGAGAUACCCAAGUUCCAUGAAGCAUAUGAGAGACUUCGUGAAAAAACUGGAGAAUGGUUUCCUUAUGCCAAGGCAAUCAAACACCCUGAAGCCCAGAAAGUGAAGACGGCAGCAUUUCCAAACCUGGCAUCGGCAGCCCUGUACCAUGCAGCAGAGACAACACCAACUAUGCGAAACUAUAGAGCAGGGAAACACAUUAGGGGAGGGCUCCCUGAAAGCACACUUAAAAGUGCUUUUGAGCGCAAAAUCUCACGUGAAGAGCGGGCAACGCUAUACUCCUCAGGCAUCACUGGUGAGGUGAGUGACCAAGUGUCACAGACACCGACAGAGGCAGAGUCAUCCAUGGAUGAUGAUUAAUGAGUUUUUGUUUAGUAACCAAAAACCCCAUCAUCCCUCCUCAAAUAAGAAACACAAACUCAAAAAAGAAACAAAAAAUCUGUAGGAGGUAAUUUAAUAGCUGCUGUGAGGCAUACUAAAAUUAGAUCCAUCAAGGCAUUUAGGAAGGAAGUGAGAAGGAGAGGGUAGAGCAAAAAAUAAAAUGGUAAGUUUUUGAAUGACUAGAAUAUGAGGGAGAGAUUAAGUGACAUGUAAGACGUAGAAACAAAAGGUGCUGUAGGGUUUCAGCAGAGGAUUAUAUGUUGGCAAGAUCAGGAAAUAGUUUCUUGAAACUAGCUGUGGAGGGUAACCUUGAAGAUAAGAAAUUUCCAUUUUGGAAACUGGAAAGUGAGGGAUGGAAGAGUUAACAUUUCAGGAGGAAGUUAGGGGAAUAGCAAAAACAUGAAAGGUUGUGUUUUUUUUUUUUUUUUUUUUAGUAUCUGCUUCUUGAUUUAAAAUAGUGCAACAAUAUGUUCAAAGCUGAGUUAAUGUAAAUAUUUUUCAAAUUGAAUACUUCAGUACUCUGGGAUGAGGAGGGUCAGAAAGGGCUGGUCAUAGUGGGAUUGAGCAUGUGGAUAUGUCAUGUUUUAAGGGCUGUACAGGUGGUUCUGAGGGCGUUAAGGAAACUUCAAGCAGUAACAUGAGCAAACAUCAAAAACAUGCUAGUGGAAGAACUGCAUCACAAAAGACCACCUACUAUAUGACUUUUUAUGUUAAUGUCUAGAAUAGGCAAAUCUAUAGAGAGGUUGCUUCAGGCUGCAGGGGAUGGGGUAAGGGAGUGAUAGUUAAGGGUGUAGGUUUAUUUUUUUAUUUUUAUUUUUUACAGGUUUAUUUUUGAGAUUAAAAUUGACUAGUGAUUGCACAUCUGAACAUACUAAAAGCUAUUGUACCCUUUAAAUGGGAUGUGAACUGUCUUGAUAAAACUUUUAAAAAAAAUGAAUAAACAUUUGCCCUUCACCUUGUAUUUCUGUUCCUUUAAACAUAAAGAAAUUAUCAACUUUACCAUAAUUGGAGGUUAGAGACUACUAAGUAGAGAUUACGAGGCUAUUAUAUGGAAGAAAAGGGUUAUGCAAUUUAGAAAACAUGGAAACAUCUUUAUGAAUACUGAUGGUUUUUUUGUGGAAUAUUUUGUCUAAUAAAUGCUUGAUGUGUUAUAUGCGUGCAGUUUUAAAAGUUCUUCGUGAAGACCUGUUAAAUUUAUGAGCAGAACAAAGAAGGCAGGGAUCAAUGAUUCUGUGAUAAGGUGUAGUGUUUUCAGGAAAUAAUCUAAGAAGUUGGGUUUUAAUAUUUAGCAAAUUUUAUGUCAAGUGGUGCUUGUUCCCCCUUUUUACAAAGAAGAUUUAGUAAAACAGGUUAAGAUCAAGAUAGCAAGACAAAAUCACACCUAAACAGUUAAAAUACUGCACAUAAUUUUUUUUCAAGCUGCAGAUAGUUCUACACAGGACAGGAAACUUGGAAGAUAAGAAUAAGUCACCUUUCAUUUAAUACUCAUAUUUGAACACAAGGAGGAAGUACUAAUGAAGUUGCUUUGUUUUAUUUAAUUUUUUUAACUUUACUGUUUUAAACUUGGUCAAGGAUUAAAGAGGUGGAGUGUGGACUGUUCUCUCAAUAAACAUCUCUAAAACUGCACUCACUACCAGUGGCUUUCCCUGCUGUGCAGAUUCAGUACCAGCUCCACUCAUUCAAAGCUAGACGUGCACUUCAUCAGUGCUCAUUUGCUGUCGCCAGCUAUGUUAGCCACCCCCUCUACUGCUUGGGGACUUUAUUAGAAGUAUGAGUUAUUAAGUUGAUUUUCUUCACACAAAUUUUUAAAUAUUACUUGUCAAGUUUUUUAAAGAAAAUAUUUAAAUUCAGCAUUGAUGAGUUUAUAAAAAUGAGACAUGCAACUCACAACUGUAGUUUACAUUUUCUGAUUGACCCUAAUUCCUUGUUGCUGUCAUCCGUGUAAUUUCUAAAGAGAGCAAGUAAAUAUAUCACCUUCAGCAGUUUCAAUCAGGCUUUUAACUAGUUAUCAUUUACAGCCAGUUCCCGUUUGUGUAUUGAAGCUUUCAUGCAGUUUUUUCUGUUUUAUCAGUUCCAGCACUACCAUCCUGCAUCUUCUUAAACAAGCAGAUUGAGGCUUCCCUGAAGUGGAACCUUUUCAACAAAGCCAUUAACUGUUUCCCUCUGAUGUUCUGUAUUCUUCUGAUAGGACUUAAGGAUGUUCUUGCAGGGCUUUUGAUGAGCCUCUUCAACUAACUAUUCUUGAAAAUGAUGCAUCAUCUCCAUGAAAUGAAAUUUUAGGGGAUUGGCUUUUCAAUUUUUUGUCCAGAAGGUCUACUGUACCCUCCAGUGAAAAGAUGGAUCUCUUCUCAUCUUUAUUGUUGCCAAACAGAUAAUUUCCAAGUUUAGAGGACUGGCCUCUAUCCACUGUAGGUGACUGUCUUCUAGAGAGAAAUUAGGACUUGCUUCCUCUGCAGAGGCAACCACACUUAUUUGGAUAGCAUGUUAGUUUGGAGUCUGUCCCCAGGGCCACUGUGGGAGCCGUGCAGCCAUGGAUGAAGAAGGCAGGUCAAGAUAAUGGUAGGAUCCUGGAUCAUUGGGUCACAACUGGUAGAGAAGCCUCCUUAUCGAGGAAUGCUUGGAUCCAUGUGACACACUGGAUCAACUGGAGAUCCAUGCAGUAUGAAGGCAUUGCCGGUUCUGGUAUUUCCUGAAUUCUUAUAUUGAAACCCAGGUGAUUGAGAUAUUUGUUGAAACCCUUCUUCCCCCGUGCCUGCUUGCUUAGUGUGACAAAAUGCAAAUGAGGGAGAUUGCUCCCGAGGGAGAUUGCUCCCAAUGGAGGGAAAUUUCUGCAUCUUUUGUAGACAGGUUUAGGCUUCCAAACUACAGAAGAAAGAGUUUUACCCAGGGACAUGGGCACAUGAGUCGUUUGUGGCAGACUGUUCCACUAUUAAACUCUGAACUGCUUGUGUGUGUAGAAUGGGUUAGGACAUGAUACUGUUAGGAUCCCUGUAUUUCCUAGGGCUGCUGUAAGAAACUGCCACACAUUGGGUGGCUUAUAAGAACGGAAGUUUACUGCCUCAGUUCUUGGAGGCCAGGAGUCUGAAAUCAGGGUGUUGCAUGUGUUGAUGCGUUCUGAGAGCUCUGAAUGAAAAUCUGUUCCAUGCUGUUCUAGCUUCUGGUGACGGCCGGUGAUCUUGUCAUUCUUUGGUUUGCAGCUCCAACCUGUGGCUCUGUCUUCACGUGGCUGUCUGUCUUCUAUGUCUGUGUCUCCUUUUACAAGGGCACUGCACAUAUGACCUCUUGUUAACUGAUACCUUUAAAGACCCUAUUCCCAAACAAGGUCGUAUUCACAGGUGCCGAGGGUUAGGACUUCAACAUAUUUUGAAGGAGAUAAUUCAAUCCUUAACAAUUGCCUAGGUUUUCUGGGGGGCAAGUAAGCCUAGAGUAUUCACAGCUCAUAGGUUAGUUUUCUCUGGCUGUGAUCAGCCUUAAUUAGCCCUUUCCAUUUCCCCCAAAUGGAAAUGAUGACCCUUUCUACCUGUGCAGCGAACUGGCCAAAGUUAGCAUUGGGUUUAUAAAAGCUGUCCUGUCCCAUUGGCCCAACUGAUGGUCUCCUGUGGUUCCAAGCAUUUGGUUGGGUUAGAGGUAGAACACUCACAGGGUUCUGAGCACACAGUUGUAGCCCCUAGAGUACUAGGCAGAGGCAGUUAGAUAAAUUAACUCCUAUGAGUUAAUGAUUAUAUUAGAUACAAAGAGUUGAUAUGGAUACAAAAUCUAUAAUUUAUAAAUUUGUUUUUAAAUCAAUACAGGUUUUUUUCCAUUUUUCUAGAAAAGCAACAAUGUGUUUUUAUCACAACUUUUUUAAGUGUUCUGGGGGUCUGGAAUUAACUUCUCAAUUCUCUUGGUUUCUGUGUUUCCCUUUCCUAAACUAUCUCCUGAAUAAUCUCUUGGUCUUCUGACCCUUAGUUAAUGGUGCUGUCUUAGUCAUCUACUGCUGCUACAACAGAAAUACCACAGGUGGAUGGCUUUCA